GAACUUUAUUUUCAGUGAAUAUGUUUUGCAGGUGAAUGCAGAUUUCACACCAUCACUCAAAGACACCAAAACAGAAAAACAUACAUGUGUACUAUGUCACAGAAGAGAGAACAGUCUGUUUUAUUCCCAGACUGGUGUAAGGUUUGCAGCAUUAUUGGUGCUUCAAAAGGAGGACCUUCUACUAUCUCAUAUGCAAAAAGUUGAACCAGGUGUCUGUUGCCACAGGCUCUGACCGUUGACCUAUCAGGCACUAUCCCCUGGCUUUUAUUUUCCCCAGGCUUUGUCUCCUGCUCCUUUGUGUCUGAACCUCAGGGGACCGAGCAACCCUCUUGCCUUGAGAGGACAUCCUUCCAAAGUAGCAAGAAUAAUAAGUAGAAAUGCUGGUCCAUUAGAAGAAAUCCAAACCACUCACACUGGGCCACAUGUUGCACAGCAUAAUGUGGGUGGUGCCAAGCCACCUUCACUUGCUGCAGGCUCAUUAGUGAAGUUCCAGCUGUUUUGCACUUCUGCACAGGAGUGCCAAUGAUGCAAUUCACAGAUGGCCAAGCAAGGUGCUUCUGAUCUAAUUCCUGCUGCUAGAGGGUGGGUGCUCAUUUGUGCUCAAGACCACUGCCGCACUUCACUAUGUGCUAAUGCUGCACAAUGUGUGGGCCACUCUGAAUCCAAGUAUUGGUCAACCUUCCAUUUCAUUAACGGCCUUACGUUGUUUUGCAUUGUCUUGUUUUAUUCUUUCUGUCUUUCUAUUAUGACUUUAACUGUUGCUGUUGCUGUUUUAAUUAAAGAGCAGCAGCAUCCUUUUAGUAGUACUGCCUAAAAAGUCACAAAAAACUGAGCAAACCUCGGAAUUCCUCAAAGUUUUUCUUCAGGCUAGAUAUUCAGCAACACCACAAAGCGGGAGCGGGAAGAGGGCAGAAAACGCAAGGCACGCUAGAAAACCCCCAACUCCGGCUGUUGGGAAUAGAGUAAGGGGAGGCGUCAGGCAAACCGUGCAAAUCUCUUCACGUAGACUCCGAAGGAAGCCCCACUUUGUUCAGUGGACCACCUUACCUCCUCGAAAGUCUAUUAAGGAUUGUUGCAGCAGCGUUAAUCCGAUGACAUUGUGCUAGGAGAGGUUGAUUUGGGAUUGCACCAGGGGCUGCUGGGAGCAGGAAACACAACGGCUGCCCCCUUCGCCGCUUUUUUUCAAAUUAAACAAGACAUUGAGACUUGCCUCCAUUGCACCAGCAGAACGCUUCCGAUUUCUUCGGAGGCAGAAUGUUUGCACUGCAGUUUAUGACCAGCUUGUUCUCGCCCCGUUCCGCUCAGUAACAUCCAGCCUGAAGGUCACUACCUUCCUCCUGGGCUCUUUUCCUUGGUCCCUAAGAAGACAUCGCCUUCCUGUAGCUUCCGGGCGUCCCCAGAAGGAGUCGGAUUUCUUAUCCUGGGGCUGGAAAGCCGGUCUCCUACACGGAGCGACUCCCUCUGGCCGGUUGGCACCGCUGGGUUAUUUGUACAACUUCAGCUUGCUUCCUUUCCAGCCGCCCGGCGCACGUUGCUUGCUGGAGAGGGCGUGUGCGUAAGAGAAGCGAAGGGGAUCGCUUCUUGACGCCUUCCGCAGUGGUGGAGGCGUUUCGCUUCGCUUGUUCAGCUGCUUCCCUCCCUCCCUCAAGCUGGUGCUCUUCAGCGGAGCCUUCCUCGGGAUGGAUCGCGGAUCGCCAACCAUCUCGGUGGCGGUGGCUUGAAAUAACAUCCUCGGAAGUCGUCCAGCUUGGAUGUUCUGGCCGAGUCAUGGCUUUGGGGAGGAUCGUCCCGCUGAGACGUUUCUUGUGGCUUAUUCUGGCCCAUCACUUGACUGUGGUCACUGCAUGCCAUGAAGCCACCUAUAGCCAGCUCCUUCAACAAAACUGCUUCAGCAAGUUCAAAUCUGACAUGGACACCCUCAGGCAGCCACUGUGGUGUGACUGGGAUAAGACUUAUAGCUGGUAUGAGGAGCUUACCAACUGUACCAUCUUCCUAACAGUGCAGCAUAAUUUUUUCUGGCCAAAUCAUCUGGUGGACGAAUUCUUCAUAUCGAUUCACAAGAACUACUUCAAAAACUGCCCUAUCUCUGGCAGGGCUUUGAGUGACCCCCCUAACACCAUUCUUUGUCCGUUCAUUGUGGUACCCAUUUUUGUCACUCUUCUAAUGACGGCACUAGUAGUCUGGAGGAGCAAACGCAGUGAGGGCAUUGUCUAAACUUCUUUGGUACCCUGGAGGCAAAGUGCAAGGUCUGCUUCGAUCUGUGAAGAUGUACUUGAAAGUCUCCACAACCUUCAGAUUCAGGGAAUGCUGACAGAUUCACACUGGAUGCUAAGCAAGUUGUACUGAAUAAAUAGUUUUGUUACUCUUUCUAUGGUCAAAAAAGAGCAUUUCUAGACAAUGUCCAAUAGUAGAAGACAUGCUGAGGUCAUUAACACAAGCAUAAACUGCAUUCUACCCAGGUUUGGGAGCUGGGUGUACUCCCAAUUUUUGGUUGAGUGUGUGCAAACAACUAAGUAGGAGGAGGGAGAAGCGAUUGUGUGGAAGCAAAGUAGGAGGAAAAGCUACCCAGGUUUUUCUCCUACCUUGCUUCCACACAAUCAUUUCUCCCUCAUCCUACCUAGAUGUUUGCACACCCAGCUCCCAAACCUGGGUAGAACAGUUUUUGCUUGUGUGAAUGACCUCUCUGACCUCUCUGUCUCCCAGAGAGGUGUUAUAACUAUCCACAUUGUCCAGAUAACAAAUAUGUUGCUAAAGCCAAGACAUCAGGGACUAAAACUGCUUCUCUCCACAUCUGAAGUAGGUCAUGACACAGUUUGGUCAGGUUUAAAGGCAUGUGCGCACCAGUGCCUCCUUGAUUUUCAUUUUCAAAUUUACUUUGCAUUUGAGUCAUCCCUGAUUUUUUCUCAAAGUCCUUCUAUUGGGCUAGGGUUGUUUUCUCUCCCUACACACUUCCUUUGAGACUGGGCUGCUCUUUGGGUCAGGUAAUUUGAAAUUUAUUUUUCGCCCUUAGGAUAUGCAUACAUGUAGGAUAUGCUGUGCACCUUUAAAAUCAUGCAGACAUAUGUACAAACUCCAGUAACAUUGCUGGAAUGUAAAUGGGGGGGGGGCACUUCCAACUUGGGUUUGAGGAGCACCUUAGGCUGUGUAAUGUCAGAACAAACACAAACAAACAAGCCAAUGUGGAUGUUGUUAUUUACAAAGGAACAGGUGAAAAUGUGCAUUUUCAGUAUUUUUUUUUAAGAGAGCAAAAAAGGGGGGGGGGAUGGCUUCUAUGCUAGAAAAGCAGCAGGGCAAUAGUCAGGAUGAGAGAGUUGCAGGGUAUUUGCCCAAACAUGCAUAAGGAACAUAACAACGAAGCACACACUUUCACCCUAGAGGAGAAAAUUAGAGUACUAAUCAGGACACACUCUCUGUAUAAGCUGUGGUCUACCCAGCUUUGUGAUAUAUAUGUGGUAUAUUCUGGUGCAAACCACCCACAAAAAUGGCUGGUGUGGGACAGCCAGCUAUUGUUUGGCAGAUUUACAGUGGCAAGGGGAGGUAUAGCAACUUACUAUUUAUAUAUUUUGCCAAUAAUCAGCCACAUAAUGUAUUUUGUGAGGUAUCACUCUAUAGAAAUUAUCUUAAUUAAAAUGUCAUUUAGAACACUGAGAA
Messenger RNA from Hemicordylus capensis (graceful crag lizard), 3651 nucleotides. It is a transcript of the gene RAMP1, whose product is annotated as receptor activity modifying protein 1. The transcript has 3 exons. Gene Ontology annotation, molecular function: coreceptor activity. The coding region runs from base 1768 to 2214 and encodes 148 amino acids. The record is from RefSeq and is a predicted model, not a curated record. Gene Ontology annotation, biological process: intracellular protein transport; regulation of G protein-coupled receptor signaling pathway; cellular response to hormone stimulus. Gene Ontology annotation, cellular component: membrane; cell surface; signaling receptor complex. Lineage: Eukaryota; Metazoa; Chordata; Lepidosauria; Squamata; Cordylidae.